CUAUCAAUGUCGUUCAUUAUCCCACCCACGCUUCUUUCCUUAACCUAACCGUUCACCAAAUCGAAGUUGGGUCUGCAGCACCGCGAUUGCACGUUUGACUGCCCAUUAUGAACGGCUACGGGGACAACGGGCACGACGAGGAUCCAUUUGGUCCAGCCAAGGGCGGCAUUGUAUCCAGUUUCGAUGCUUUUCCUAAAACCAAGAAGACGUACCUCGUACAAGGCCGCAACUCCUCCGCAUGGACAGUGACGCUUAUCUUGACAUGCAUCUACCUCGCCUGGUCCGAGAUAGCGCGCUGGCUCGCCGGCACAACCACACAGUCAUUCGCCGUUGAGAAGGGCGUAGCUCACGGCAUGCGGAUAAACCUGGAUAUGAUAGUAGCCAUGCGCUGCGCCGACCUUCACGUCAACAUGCAAGACGCUGCCGGUGACCGUACCCUAGCUGGCGAACUCCUGCGCAAAGACCCAACAUCGUGGUCGCAAUGGACCGGCAAAAACGCCGAAAGUGGGACACACGAACUGGGCAAAGAUAAAAAGGCUGGAUGGGAUGAUAUUGAGGACGUACAUGAGCAGCUGGGCAAGGCGCGGAAGAGCAAGUUCAGCAAGACACCACGCGUGCGCGGUCAGACCGACAGCUGCCGUAUCUACGGCAGUAUCAUUGGAAACAAGGUACAGGGCGACUUCCACAUCACGGCUAGAGGCCACGGAUACAUGGAGUUCGGAGAGCAUCUAGACCAUUCCACCUUCAACUUUUCGCACAUCAUCCGCGAAAUGUCCUUCGGCCCAUACUACCCAUCCCUCGUCAACCCGCUCGACAACACCAUCGCCGUAACACCCACACCCCAAGACAAGUUCUACAAAUUCCAGUACUACGUCUCCAUCGUCCCCACCAUCUACACCGACGACGCAUCCAUGAUCCCCUACCUCACAGCCAGCACAUCGGAAGACGACACGCCCUUCUCAAACAUGUUCCACACGACCCACGCCAUCAAAACCAACCAGUACGCCGUUACAUCGCAGUCCCACAAGGUCGCCGAAACCUACGUGCCAGGCGUGUUCGUCAAGUUCGAUAUCGAGCCUAUUAUGCUGGCGGUAGUGGAGGAGUGGGGUGGCUUCUGGAGACUGAUUGUUAGGUUGGUAAAUGUUGUGAGCGGUGUUAUGGUCGCGGGGAGUUGGGCGUGGCAGAUGUUUGAUUGGGCGAGUGAGGUUAUGGGUAAGAGGCGGAGGAGGGGUGAUGGCGUUGGUGUGUUGGGAACGCCGUCGGUGGAGAAGAAGAGCUGGGAUUAGAUGGGAGGGAUUGAGGGGUUGAUAGAGGAGGAUGCAUCAAAUGGCGUUUAGGGUAUCGGGAUAUGGGAUAUGUUGGGAGUUUUGUGAGUAGGAUGAUCUCUUUUCUACGAAUAUAUCGACACUGCAAAUCAUGGAGCAUGUGGAUUGGCAGAGUGACGAAUAGCGAAUAUUGGACCUCGAGAUUGCGGGACUACGGAACUGCGCUAUGGUACGUGUUGCUUUUGCUCCCUUACAAUCUCCCAUUGCAUAGCUAACCCUCCUGGAUAGAACCCUGGAAGUAGCGCGCACCUCAACGAACACUCCAAUCAAUCUUUCUCCCACCUUCUCCUUCUUUCAUUCGUUGCUUAGCGGUUUGUGACACAGGGCGCUAAGCUGU
This is a messenger RNA of Alternaria rosae, 1662 nucleotides long. Its product is annotated as endoplasmic reticulum vesicle transporter-domain-containing protein. Gene Ontology annotation, cellular component: endoplasmic reticulum; Golgi membrane; endoplasmic reticulum membrane. Bases 108 to 1286 code for a protein of 392 amino acids. The record is from RefSeq and is a predicted model, not a curated record. Gene Ontology annotation, biological process: retrograde vesicle-mediated transport, Golgi to endoplasmic reticulum; endoplasmic reticulum to Golgi vesicle-mediated transport. Lineage: Eukaryota; Fungi; Ascomycota; Dothideomycetes; Pleosporales; Pleosporaceae. The transcript has 3 exons.